AUGCGGAGAAACGGGCGGAAUGUUUUGGUCGAGAACUUGUUCCUCGUAGGGUUCUUGGCUGGAAUCUCCCGGAAGAUAGAAAUGGUUGGCGCGCCACCUCCCAACGCCGCUGCCUCCGCCGCCUCUGCCGUAGCGCCCACGCUCUCGGGCUAUGACAUUGGCCAGAAUUUCACCUCGGCGCUCGCGAUUGGCGCCGCCGCGAUCGUCUGCACGCUCGCAUUGCUCGCCUUCUACUUUUGCAGGUAUGUGUCGCUGGACCGCGGCGGCGGUGGCGGCGACAGCAGUGCCGCCAGCGGCAGCUCGCAAUGGAGCGGCGGCGGCGGCGGCGGAGGAGGAGGAGGAGCGGCGGUGGCGGGGCACUUGGAGAAGAUCCCGGUUGUGGGGGCGGGCGAGGUGGCAGGGCGGAUCAAGGGUGGCGAAUUCUGCGCUGUUUGUCUCACAGACUUCCAGCAGCAGCAGAGCCGCCUGGAUCCUGCCAGUGACAGACUCCGUUUUCUUCCGCACUGCUCCCAUUGUUUCCACUGCGAUUGCGUCGACGAGUGGCUCCAAAAGCAUCUCUUCUGCCCCGUUUGCCGGACGAGCUUGGUCGCCGCUGCCGCCACCGCCGCCGGGAGCAAAUCACAGUCGACUGCCACUGACACAGCAGCAGCAGCACCACCGCCACCACCAGAGCAAUCGGAGCAAUCCGAGCUUCAAAUCGUCAUUGUAGUUGAUCCUGGAGCUCGCACCGAUCGGGAUCGCGAGGUGGAUCGGGAAGAGACCAAGAAAUGACACUGACAAACUUGAUCAA
Molecule: messenger RNA, 790 nt
Organism: Selaginella moellendorffii
Lineage: Eukaryota; Viridiplantae; Streptophyta; Lycopodiopsida; Selaginellales; Selaginellaceae
Product: RING-H2 finger protein ATL80-like
Exons: 1
Coding region: 1-771 (256 amino acids)
Source: RefSeq, a predicted model, not a curated record